This is a messenger RNA of Nannochloropsis gaditana CCMP526, 2100 nucleotides long. RefSeq names its product zn 2cys6 transcription factor. The record is from RefSeq and is a predicted model, not a curated record. Gene Ontology annotation, biological process: positive regulation of transcription by RNA polymerase II. The coding region runs from base 61 to 2100 and encodes 679 amino acids. Gene Ontology annotation, molecular function: zinc ion binding; sequence-specific DNA binding; DNA-binding transcription factor activity, RNA polymerase II-specific. Gene Ontology annotation, cellular component: nucleus. The transcript has 4 exons.
GAAGAUUUCAAAAAUUCACCACCGUCUUACCACCGCUCCCGCAUCAAUACAGCUCCUUUCAUGAUAUCUCCUACGGACCGGUCGAGGAAGAAACUCCGGCGGAGUUGCGACAGGUGUACAUCCAAGAAGAUUCGUUGCGACGGACUGGCAGCAUGUCAGAACUGUGUCAGGCGAGGGUAUGCUUGCCACUACUCUGAAAGAAGACGGACCGGCCCCAAAAUACGUACGGCUGCCGACGACCACCCGGAAUUGCAAGGACUCUCCUCAGCUGACGGCCUAAUACCGUGGUCGAAUGACAGGCCAUCCUCCGCUUCAGGAAGCGAGCGAGCAUCGAGAAGCGCCUCAACGGCAAUCGACGAUGGGCAGGUCAAUCCAAAGUUGGAUGAUAUUAGCACCAACAGCUGUACGCGUUCACUUGGGUCUGCCCCUUCGUACCCUGGCUCACUGGGAACACUCGAAAAGUCUUCGGUAUCGCACAUAGAAGACACCUUUGCCGGGAUCCGUCUCCCUCAUCCAAUGAAGGACCCGCGCCUGCAGGGCUCCGUGUCCCCGUCCUGGCCCUUGCCUUCCCUCUCGUCUGCAUACAGCGAUGACGGGGUCAAAACCUUUCCAGGCUCGCCCAUGGAGUUGAGGGAGCAGAUUCUCUUGACGAACGAGGGGCAGCAUUUUCCUAAGCUGCAGCCAUUGGCUUUCGACUCCUCUUUGCAAUCCGAAUCGACCGACGAUAGCGCCCUAGACUCAUUCGUGGGCGCCACUGAAGAGCACUUCCUGAGAAUAUUCUUGGCGGAGGUGAACGCCUUCUUGCCUAUGGUGGACGAGGGACUUAUGUUGGGCCGCCUGUCCCAAGUGCGCACUUACGGCCGGCGCGCCCUCCCCCCCGUAACGCCCGCCCCCCUGCUUCCAAGUAUGCCUCCCGAGAUUGCGGGCAACGUGUGCGCCGCACAGUUGGAGAACAUCUACAAUGCAACGGUGUGGGCGGGUAUCGCUGUCGGUGCUCUCCUCUUGAAUCUGACGGAGAGCGUGGAGAGGUACACCGGCCUGGCCUGGUCUUCCAUGAAGGAGUGCUUUGACGCCUUACACCCGGCGACGGUCUCGGCAAAUCUUGCCAUGGCCCUUGUAUACAUGAUGCACGGAGACUUCCUACGGUACCGUCGUUACAUUUCGAUGGCGGAGAGCAUCGCUGUCGCCCUGGGCCCCAGCCUUUCGUGCGAAUUGGAGGCUAUCCUCCUUUAUUUGCGGGUCGGACACGACCCAAGUUUACGCAUCCUGGAAGCUCAAUGGCAGGAGGUUUGCGCCGUGGAUAUGUCCUCCAAAAGCGCCCACAUCCAAAUGAUCUACCUGCUCGCGCGCACAAAGCUACAGCUGCUCCGUAAUCAAUUGCGCGGAGAACUUCAGGGCAUACCACGGCCCUUCAGGCCCGACCAGGUGGCGCCGGCAUUGGAACAUGCCGAUCGCCUGCUCUACUUGAGCCCCGCGGCUUCCUCCGCUGGGGCCCUCUGCUACAUAAGAGGCUUGCGGGGGAUUGUAUUGUUCGCUGGGACCAGGGGAAAGGCGGUGAAACUGGUUUUAGAGAUGAUGCAGCCCUUGCUGGAAGAAGCCGUCCGCUGCCCGGGCGUGGUGAGAAUUUUCCCCAACUUCCAUCACUUCCAUGCCAUGGCGGUAUUUUCAUACCUGGGCGGGGAUAAGGAAAUAUACGAGUCGGCUCGACGCUUUACUGCGAUUGCGUACGGAGAUUGUGCGCCUGUGCCCCCAUGGGGGAUAAGUUUGGACAAUUUGUGCAAUCACCGCAUCUGCGAUACUGUUCUGAAGAUAACUGCGGAGGAACGGCAACGAUUACAGACCACUCAACAUGGAAGAUUCAGGGGCGCAAGAGACGAUUUGCCCAGAAAUGACGAGACAAGUAGUAUUGAUACCUCCUCGAGCGACUAUCCGGGGUCGUCACUCUCCGGGCAGCAGGAGGAAGAGAUGGAGAGGCUCUCUCCUCUUCUACCACCCUCACGAAUUCAAGAUGGCAUUUCUCAGCAAGAAGAGUCAUUGCGUAAUGAAGAGCCUCACGAGAAGGGCCAUUCCUCCAUCACGACCAGGAGGGCCGAUGGGUAG